Camellia sinensis is the source of this 2377-nucleotide messenger RNA. RefSeq names its product TRICHOME BIREFRINGENCE-LIKE 14 (gene TBL14). Gene Ontology annotation, biological process: xyloglucan metabolic process; plant-type secondary cell wall biogenesis; xylan biosynthetic process. Gene Ontology annotation, cellular component: Golgi apparatus. The record is from RefSeq and is a predicted model, not a curated record. Gene Ontology annotation, molecular function: O-acetyltransferase activity. NCBI's taxonomy places the organism in Eukaryota, Viridiplantae, Streptophyta, Magnoliopsida, Ericales, Theaceae.
GAAAUUUGAAGAAAUGCAGAACUUUAUGAUUGGGAGGAGACAUGAAGAAUGGUUGUAGAAGUUUGAUUUAUGUGCUGAAGAUAUAAAAUUAAGUUUGUGAUGAGAUGAGAUCUGAAGUUUUCAACAAUUUGCAACUAAAAGCAAUGAGGGUUUCUUUCUGAAAAAUCUUUCACUUGAAGAACUUUGAAGUCCUCACCUAGCAGAAACAUGCCAGUGUUGUGAGGUUUGACUGAGACGGAGUUCUGUUUUUUGAGUGUUCAUGCAGAGAUGAAGGGAGGCAAUAUAAGUAGAUUUUUGGGGAGGCAUUAUUUUUUUACUUUGAUUUCUAUUCUGUUGACCACCAUUUUUCUUUGGUCUUGGGAGAAAAACCCACUUUUCACUAAUUCAUUAUCAGAAGAAAAUGAGUUCAUUUUGCCUUCGCAAGAGUCUUUGAACCCAAGGAAGCACAUUUCAGAAGAUUAUUCACAAUCACAAGUGGCAGAUGUUACAAGAAAUGUCAAAACAGAGCAAGAGUCUUUGAACCUAAGGGAGAACACUUCAGAAGAUUAUUCACAUUCACAAGUGGCAGAUGAAACAAGAAAUGUCAAAACAGAGCAAGAGUCUUUGAACCCGAUGGAUCACACUUCAGAAGUUUAUUCACAUUCACAAGUGGCAGAUGAAACAAGAAAUGUCAAAACAGAGCAAGAGUCUUUGAACCCAAGGGAGCACACUUCAAAAGAUUAUUCACAUUCACUAGUGUCAGAUGGAAUAAGCAAUGUCAAAACAGAGCAAGCUUCUGACACUGCACUAAUGAAUAUCACAGCCAUAUUGUCUCUAGACAGAAAGGACAACGACAAAAUUUCGAACUCCUCUUUUGAGAAGAAAGUUUGUAACUACGCCAAGGGCAGAUGGGUUGCAGACAGCCGGAGACCAUUAUAUUCGGGUUUUGGAUGUAAACAAUGGUUAUCAGAGAUGUGGGCAUGUAGAUUGACCCAACGGACAGAUUUUUCUUAUGAGGGAUAUCGUUGGCAGCCUGAAAACUGUGAGAUGCCGGAAUUUGAAGGGUCAGCUUUAUUAAAAAGAAUGCAGGACAAAACGAUUGCUUUUGUAGGUGAUUCCUUGGGCAGGCAACAGUUCCAAUCUUUCAUGUGCAUGGUCACUGGCGGUGAAGAGCAUCCAGAAGUUGAAGAUGUUGGAUCGAAAUAUGGUCUUGCAAAACCUCAUGGGUCCAUUCGUCCGGAUGGAUGGGCUUACUGGUUUCCACAUACCAACACCACCAUUUUAUACUAUUGGUCGGCAACCCUAUGUGGCAUCGAGCCCAUUAACAUCAGCGAUCCAUCCACCAAUUUUGCGAUGCAUUUGGACCGUCCAGCAGCUUUUUUAGAACAUUUCCUCCAUGGGUUUGACGUUUUGGUUCUUAACACAGGACACCAUUGGAACCGAGGGAAGAUGAACGCGAACCGGUGGGUAAUGUAUUUAAAUGGAAAACCGCUUCAAGAUUGGAAGCUCCAACAAAUUGGGAAUGCAAAGAAUUUAACGGUUUAUAAUGUCGUCAAAUGGGUUGAUUCGCAAAUGACUUGGCAUCCACGGCUUAAAGCUUUUUUUAGGACAAUCUCUCCGAGGCAUUUCUUCAAUGGGGAAUGGAAUACUGGAGGUAGUUGUGAUAAUACGACUCCGUUGGCCGGUGGGAGCAAAGUUACGCAAGACAAAUCAAGCGAUCCUGUUGUUGAAGGGGCAGUUAAGGGUACUAAGGUCAAGAUUUUGGAUAUAACUGCUAUUUCUCAACUAAGGGAUGAGAGUCACAUGUCACGGUACAGUAUUAAAGCAUCGAGCGGUGUACAUGAUUGCUUGCAUUGGUGCUUACCUGGUGUUCCCGACACGUGGAAUGAACUUCUUUGUGCACAGAUCUAAGGUUUCGAGGCAUAGUGAACAAAACCACAGUUCUUGAUGAUCAAAGUUGGCCUACUGUUUUUGGAUAUGUUUUUCAUGUUUUUAAUAACAGUGUGCUCUGUUUCUUGUAUUUAUAAAAGGAAUGGAAGGCGAAGUACAAGUCUUCGAAGCUUGAUGGUGAUUAUGGGGAUGAAGAACUCAGGAGGGACUUGACUCUCUCUACUGGAAAACUGAAAAGUUGGUUAUUUAUUUUUUUUAUUUUUCAUGUUGGUUGUAUGUAGGAUUACAAUGUCAUUAGUAUGAGAAAGAGGACUUCAUUGCAGACUUAAGUCUGGGCUUGGAUAUUGGAUUUGAAGAGGAAUUUGUGGAUGGGGAGAGAUUAAAUUUUUUUGUUGCUUUUCCCUUUUAACUUUUUACUCUUAGAUCCAAACAGUCUUUAUAUACUUUUGUCUGAGAAUUGUGUUAUGUAUAUGCUAUAGAAGUUUGUUAUGGGUUUAUUUAUUAACAA